AUGGGUAGCGAAAACGAGCACAAAACUCUUGCCUCAUUGGGGGAGACUAUUCGUUUGGACCUUCAGCAGAGGCUCUCAAGCAGGGCACAAAUAUACCUACCGUUCGAUGCAGAUAGAACGCAGUUUGACAAGGCUGAUUUGCGAUUCACUCAGUAUUCGCGUCCAACAUACCUCGCCAUUGUCGAUCCAGGUUGUCAAAAUGACGUAAUCGAGGUUGUCAAGUACGCCCGAGAAAAGAAUAUUCCAUUCACACCUCGAGGUGGCCACCAUGCUGUCACUAGUACCGUGAGACAUUUCAAAAACGGGAUAUGCAUCAAUAUGCGACCACUCAAUAAGAUGCAAUGGAACGCAGAGAAGCGACACGUCACCAUCGAGGGAGGCGUAAUAACGGAUGAGUUUGUCAAAUACCUGCAUGAUUUGGGUAUGGAAGUGAAUGUGGGAUCAUGUCCUACUACUGGUGUUAUUGGCGUAGCAUUUGGCGCUGGUUUAGGACGUUUGCAGGGCAAGUAUGGCUUUCUACAUGACAACAUGGUGUCUUGUAAGCUUUUACUUGCCGACGGACGUGUGGUCAUGGCUUCAGAAACCUCCAAUCCAGAUUUGUUCUGGGGUAUCAGGGGAGCAGGCCACAACUUUGGAAUUGCACUUGAGGCUACAUUUCAAGUAUACCUACAGGCACACGGCGGCAUACAUCACACAUGGGACUUCGAGUACACUCUAGGUCAGUGCGAUGACGUGUUCAAAACACUGAACAGUGUUUCUGAGACCAUGCCUGCUGACUUGGCAAUCUUUGUUCUAUGGCUACGACAGAGUGAUGGCCGCAAGCACAUCAUCCUCAUUAAUUUGGUAUGGUCUGGACCAUUGCUAAGCGCAGACCCUUACGUGAAACUCUUUGAGAACUUGGACCCUGUUCUCCACAGUGGACAAAAAUCUGUGCCCUGGCCAGAAUUGCCAUUCUCCACUUACAAGGAAAUGAACAAGCUUUACUGCAAACCGGAAGUUUGGCUUAAAGGCCCCAACAAAAUGAUGGGCGCCGCUUGUGUGGAGUCAUUUGACUUGAAGACCACACGCGAGUUUUUUGAGAGUGUCAAAGCUAUGAGCGAAGAGUGGGAAGGACGGGGCUGGUUUGGUGCAAUGUUCGAGUGUUUGCCAGACCAGCGCGUGCGAGAAAUAGCUCCUGAUGCGACAGCGUUUCCAUGGCGCGGAGGAUCAAACCAUUUCCUGAUGUUAAACGCCACACCGGCCCGGAUAGAGGAUCGACAAGCUUUCGAGAACCAUCUUGAUUAUUGGAAACAGCGCUUCAUCGAGAAAUCUGGGUACGGACGCUUGCAGCAAUAUGUUAACUAUGGAAACAGCACGGCCACCAUGAAAGACCCUCUCGAGGCACUAUAUGGCUAUGAGCCGUGGAGACUAGAGAGACUCAGAUACCUCAAACAAAAGUAUGAUCCAGACAACCAGUUCAGAUGGUACCAACCAAUAGUUGAUGCAUGA
This is a messenger RNA of Bipolaris oryzae ATCC 44560, 1488 nucleotides long. RefSeq lists its product as uncharacterized. Gene Ontology annotation, molecular function: FAD binding; oxidoreductase activity. NCBI's taxonomy places the organism in Eukaryota, Fungi, Ascomycota, Dothideomycetes, Pleosporales, Pleosporaceae. The transcript is spliced from 4 exons. Bases 1 to 1488 code for a protein of 495 amino acids. The record is from RefSeq and is a predicted model, not a curated record.